Bursaphelenchus xylophilus (pine wood nematode) is the source of this 12047-nucleotide messenger RNA. Lineage: Eukaryota; Metazoa; Nematoda; Chromadorea; Rhabditida; Aphelenchoididae. The record is from the annotation of a GenBank genome assembly.
AUGGGAGAGCCUGGAGGGGAAUGCAGUGGCUCUGACGAAAUUGUUAAAGUGGAUUCGACGGAGAUUAAAAGCAGGUAAACUAUUGGUAUUUUCAUAAAGUGCAUGGACAUUUUUUUGGUUUUGCACAGUGCAUCUUGAACUUUUUCCUUGUCGCCAAUGCACAGUGCAGUUUGAACUUUUUCGCACCAUGCAAACCUCAAAAAAGUUACUGCUCCAAAAUUCUUCAGCAAAACCGCGGCAACGCAGUUAAACUUGCUUUUGUCGCAGCGAUAUUUCACCGCACAGUGCAAAAAAACAACAUGAAAUGCACGGUGCAAGGUCGGGGGUUUCUUGUGCACCGUGCAGAGCGUGACAACAUUUUUUCGCUUUUGCACAGUGCAUUUCCAACUUUUUUCCCUCGCUUGUCGCUAACGCACAGUGCAUUUUGAAUUUUUACGCUGUAGAUGAAACUUGCUUGAGUCGCAGCGAUAUUUUAUCGCGCAAAAACCAGGAAAAAAGUGAAAUGCACGGUACAAAAUGGCGGUCCUUUUAUGCACCGUGAUGACCGCGACAAAUGUCCAUGCACUUUAUGAAAAUAUUAAUACAAAACGACCGCUCAGUCUAACUGUCUUCUAGAGGUCUGGAAACAUCAUCAUCACACAAACAUCAUGGAGCUUGCUGCCUAUCAGACCAACAAAGAAAGUUGGGGCUGAAGAAGAAGCCGCACUGUAUUUGUGGCAAGCAUGAAGACAGUGAGGAGAGCCUGGAAACGACCUCAGCGGAAUAUAAAGUAGGACGAAUUGAGAGCGGAAGUGACUCGAGUGAAACUUUCGAAACGAGUUCGUAUGAGGAAUACAGAAAAGUGUCGUAAGUUGGAUUCGGUCCGAACGGUGCACCUGACGAAUUGUGCACCUGGCUGAACGGGGCACCUGGGUGAAUAGUGCACCUGGCUGAACGGUGCACCUGACAUUUUCUUGUUUGAACAGUGCACCUAGGCGAAUGGUGCACCUUGAAAAAAAGUUUUUUUGUGCAUUAUUGAAGAAAAUUUGAAAGGUUUUCGUUUCGGGACAACGAAAAAGGAUUUUUUUUGGAAAUUUUUUUUUAAAAUUUGAAAGGUUUUCGCUUCGGGACAGGGAAAAAGGAUUUUUUUGGAAAUUUUUUAAAAAAUUUGAAAGGUUUUCGUCUCGGGACCACGAAAAAGGGUUUUUUUGUAAAAUUUUUUAAAAUUUUGAAAGGUUUUCGCUUCGUGACAGGGAAAAAGGAUUUUUUUGGAAAAUUUUAAUAAAAUUUGAAAGGUUUUCGCUUCGAGACAGGGAAAAAGGAAUUUUUGUGUAUAAUUGAAAAGAAUUUGAAAAGUUUUCGCUUCGGAAAAGGAAAAAAAACCAUUUUUUCUUUGUGAAAAGGUAAAUAUGACAAUGGAGAUCAAAGCAAGCUUUUUGACUGAUUUUUUUGUGUGUGAAAAGAUAAAUAUGACAAGGGGGGAUCAAGGUAAGCCGUUUUUAUCAUUUUUUUCAUUGUGAAAAACUAAAUAUGACAAGGGGAGAUCAAGGUAAGCUUUUUUUGACAAUUUUUUUGUUUGUAAAAAGAUAAAUGAGGGGCAGCAUAAUGAAUGGAAUGCCAUCUUAAGCUCAAGUACAACGCUCAACAAAUUCAUUGAGUUAAUAGCGCGUGAUCUUGAAAAGCAGGGACUAAACAUCCUUCCAAUCUUGACAAAUCAGGCAAUGCCAAAACGUCGGGCCUCUGAUGUAGCCAGAGAUGAGAUCAUAACUCGUGGAUCCGAAAAAAUUAUUGAAGAGAUUGCAAGGAGCGUCGUGUUUCCCAUGGAGAAAGUAAAACGGUAAGAAACGAAAGAACUACACUUACAUCUGAUUAUUUUUAGGUUUGCUAGGUUCUGUUCGUAUUUUUGUGGCGCACCGGCAACAUCCCUAUUGGAAUAACAUUUUUUUCACAGACGAAAAAUUAGUCAGAACAAGUUGCCUUGAUCUCCCCUUUCAUCUCUAGCUUUUCACAAACAAAGAAAUCAGUAAAAACGGCUUACCUUGAUCCCCAUUUGUCAUAUAAAAAAAAUCCGUCAAAAGAAUUUUCCUUGAUCUACCCUUGCCAUAUUUAUCCCGAAGCGAAAACAUUUCAAAUUUUAUUAAAAUUUUCCAAAAAAAAUCAUUUUUCCCAGUCCCGAAGCGAAAACCUUUCAAAAUUUUACUAAAAUUUUCCAAAAAAAAUCCUUUUUCCCUGUCUCGAAGCGAAAACCUUUCAAUUUUUGUUCAAUUGUUCAUGAAAAAUCCUUUUUCCCAGUCCCGAAGCGAAAACCUUUCAAAAUUUUUAAAAAUUUUCCAAAAAAUCCUUUUUCCCUUCUCGAAGCGAAAACCUUUCAAAUUUUAUUAAAAUUUUCCAAAAAAAAUCCUUUUUCCCAGUCCCGAAGCGAAAACCUUUGAAAAUUUUACUAAAAUUUUCCUAAAAAAUCCUUUUUUCCAGUCCCGAAGCGAAAACCUUUCAAAAUUUUACUAAAAUUUUCCAAAAAAAAUCCUUUUUCCCUGUCUCGAAGCGAAGACCUUUCAAUUUUUGUUCAAUUGUUCAUGAAAAAUCCUUUUUCCCAGUCCCGAAGCGAAAACCUUUGAAAAUUUUACUAAAAUUUUCCUAAAAAAUCCUUUUUUCCAGUCCCGAAGCGAAAACCUUUCAAAAUUUUACUAAAAUUUUCCAAAAAAAAUCCUUUUUCCCUGUCUCGAAGCGAAGACCUUUCAAUUUUUGUUCAAUUGUUCAUGAAAAAUCCUUUUUCCCAGUCCCGAAGCGAAAACAUUUCAAAAUUUUACUAAAAUUUUCCAAAAAAUCCUUUUUCCCUGUCUCGAAGCGAAAACCUUUCAAAUUUUAUUAAAAUUUUCCAAAAAACUCCCUUUUCCCUGUCCCGAAGCGAAAACCUUUCAAAAUUUUUAAAAAUUUUCCAAAAAACUCCUUUUUCCCUGUCCCGAAGCGAAAACAUUUCAAAUUUUAUUAAAAUUUUCCAAAAAAAUCCUUUUUCCCAGUCCCGAAGUUCGCCCAGGUGCACUGUUCACCCAGGUGCACCGUUCGCCCAGGUGCACAGUUCAAAAUGUGUCAGGUGCACCGUUCGCUCAGGUGCCCCGUUCAGCCAGGUGCACUGUUUGUUUCAGGUGCACUGUUCGGACACAACCGUAAGUUGUCUCAGUUCUUGAUGAAAUUUAAUACAUACAGAUUAUUUUUUUUCUAAAAAUAUGCGAGACUCCCAGCUUGCGCUUUGCAGAAACUACCGAGAUUUUUAGAUCAAAAGUUGGAAAAAAUUGACACUUUUUUUUACAAAUUUUGAAAUCAGAAAUUUCAUACAGUUUACUAAUGUAACGGGUAGUAUCUUCACAAAAAAGCAAUUUUUUCCCUGGCAAAGAUACGGGCAAAAAGUGUUUUUUCUCUGACCGCACUCCGCGUUUCGCGUACUCUCUCGGUCGCAAAGAUCGUUCAAUACCUCGGCUGCGCUUGCAAAGUGCGAGCUAAAACUUUCAAGCAUUGAUACGUGAUUCAUGCCCGAAAUGUGUGCAAAAUUUAAAGAAAAUCUGAGCGCCGCACUCGGAGUACUCCGCUUGUGAAUUGACUAUUCAUUCUUUCAGUCAAAAAGAAAGUCAAGCUGACAUUUUGGACAAUGCAAACGCACGGAUAUCAUCGCAGAGAGGAGGUGAAUCAGACAGUGAGCCUGAAGAGUUUGAAGUGAGGUCGGAAGAAGGAUACGGGUUGCGUCGAAGUUAGAUCAUUAUGUUUUAUUAGUACAUAUAAUAUUUAAUAAUACAUUUUUUAAAACUACAUGGUUUCAAAUCCGAAACGCUUUAUCCACGCGGCCAACCGAAUAACUGGACACUCAUUUCCAAGGGAAGAGAAAAACGAAUUUUUUUGGAAUUUUUUGUCCGCCGGGCUUAUUCCGCAGCUGGAAAAUGCCUUUUUUUACAAAAAUCGACUUGCUCUAUUCACCUGGGGCCAAUGCGCUAAGGUUUGCUGAAAGUUAGCUGAAAAUGGUAGGGCGCAGCUCGGAAAACUUGCACGGGCGCGUUUCGCGUCCUGGGCGCAGCUCGAAAACAAGCUGAAACCUAGCUCCGGCGAGCUGCGAAAGCUUCUUCUCGAGCUGCCCCGAGAUGCGAGCUGCGCCCGUGCCAGUUUUCCGAGCUGCCCCUACCAUUAUCAGCUAACUUUCAGAUAGCGCAUUGGCCCCUGUACUUGACAUUUUCCCAAACGCCGGGGAAAAAUUGAGACCAUUCCCUCGUAAAAUGUCUCCGCCAAAAAAUGGCCUCUCCGCCGAGGCGGAAAAAACUUCUUUUGCGUAUUCAAAUGCGGCACAAUUUCUGAUUUUAUAAGCAAUUUUUAAAUUUAAAAAUUUCUUGGAUAUCUGCAAAGAGCACAACGAUAUUCGCGAUAUUUUUUGAUACACUCUGUAUUUUGCAUAAGUGAUCAACGAGUUGGAAAUGGAAGAAACAAGGACAUGGCCGUUGGUAUGCGUGGGUUUUUAUUGCUUUAUCAUAACAAUGCAGCAGUAAACAAGAAUCGUAAUAAAUUCUGAAUCAACAAAUUUUCGAUUUGUAAGUGAUGUUUGUGCUAAUUAUCACUCUAACAUCGAUAAUUAGGAUGGUAAAAAUCUUAAUAAUUAGCGUCGAAGCUAAAAUUAGAGCCAAGUUUGAAAUGUCCAAAAGGUCAACGACGAAUACCAUGUUUAGCAUAUGAAAGAUGGAAAGGGAACUUUACUAUCGCCCAUAAAAUUGAAACAACAUUGAUACGGAGAGGCCUCUUCGAUACCGGAUGAUUCAAUAACAUAGAGUUGAACAGUGUUCUUCCAUUAUCUAGUAGUUUUCUGCUACAACGGUCACCGCAAUCUACACAUUCACGGUCCCAAAGGGCAAAUGCGGAUAUCGCCGUGGCUGCGUCUUGCUGUAUUUCCGAUUGUGUUGUUCCCACUAUGUCACGCCUCCCUCUAUUAUCGCUAUGAGGAGGUGGAUCCGGAGGACUAUGAGGUGUUUCGAAGGCAUUAUUCCACAGACGAUUAUGCUUGGUUCCUCGAGCGAAUAAAUGAGCCGAACGUGCCGAAGGCGGCGAUUUUGAGGAAGUUGCGGCAUGAUAUCGCCAGGUCCAAUCGUGGACUCGCUGAAGUGAGUUAGCCUGUCGGCAUGGGCGUAGUUAGGGCACUUGAAGAAAAAAUUUCUCCGAGCUGCGCCCGAGCCGUUUUCAGCCUGUCGGGAAAAUAAUGAGCACUCUGUCGCUGCGCCGAUCGUGUCGUUGAAGUAAAAAGAUGAUUUUGUCUCGACACAAUUCAUUUUUCAAUUCAGCGAUGCGUUUUUCGAUGCAAAAGAGUGCUCAUUAUUUUCCCGACAGACGGAUACUUAUGAUUCAUUUUUUUCUAGCGUCUUUUUCAAACCCAAAUGUACCGCUGGAAAGCGUUUCAAAACAACGACCGACACAAUCCGGCGCUGCUCACCAUGUCGCAGGAAGCCCGAACAAUCAAACGGUUUUUAAUUGUAAGUUUUUGAUCGUAUUUACAAGGAAAGUAGCUCAAGUGCAACGUCCAGAUUUUCGUUAAAUUCUGGACAUACUUUGGGGAUAGGAUACAUAUCAAUUCCUGAAAAUUUUAACUCGUGCUUUGCAUGCACAGCCGAGAUAUUCAACGAUCAUUGCGGCCGAGAGAGUAUUCGAAAAGCGGAGAGUGGUCAGAGAAAACACUUUCUGGCCAUAACUUUACUAGUUUAGCUCCGGAAAAAAUAUUUUUUUUUGUGGAAACAUAUCUCUCUACGGUAGCAAAGGUCUUGUAAAAAACGGUACUCUGUUUACCAACUUGCACCCUAAAAAUCUCGGUCGUUUCUGCAAAGCGCUUUUUCGAAAUCUUGCAUGUCUCAUCGAAAGUAUUCACCCAAAUUUGUGGCAAGUUUCAUCAAAAUCUGAGCGUCGUACUUGGGGCACUUCCCCUGUUAAUUCAUUCAUGUCUCAUUUAGGACUUGGAAUACAAUCAACGCCUAUCAUGGCUGGAAACGUGCCGACUGCAGAACGAUCUUAUACUGGCACAACCUCAUCAAAUUCGAAAAGAACUUGGCGCUUCGUUGAACGCUUUCUGUGUUGUGGGUGGUAGACAGCUGGAAGGUUUGGCUAUUCCUUAUUGCGAUCCGAUUGCACCCGAAGAGGAGUAAGUCUCGUAGACAGUUCUUCUUACGUUUCCAGUCGCCGUGUUCAGGCUAAGGACUUAUGAAUCUCGGUGUCUCCAGAAAAUAUGUCACGAUGACAUCGCUUUAAUAUGUGCCAGUGGCAUAAAAAAUGGCUGUAUAUGGCUAGACUUAUUCUCUAGAGUGCUCAGAAAAUUUUUUUAACCUCAUAACAUUUGCAAUUCGCUAUUUGGAUGACGGAUUUUCUGGAUUUUUGUGCGACGAGAACCCGAAAUUUUUUGACGUGCUCUAUGGAGUACUGCAAGCAGAAUACAGUCAUUUUUAUAUCACAGGAAUAUCCUAAACCCGCGUCAUUGUGACAUAUUUUCUGGACAUACAAAGAUUUAUAGGUCACGAGCUGUCUGCCGGAAAAAUAAUAAGCGCAAUGCCGCUGCGUUGAUCGCAUCGCUGAAGUGAAAAACAAUUUGAUUUUUCUGCGAACCAAUUCAUUUUCCCGGCGGCGAUGCGAUUGCGACAAAGUGCUCAUUAUUUUCCCGACCGACUGAUAUAUCCCGGUCAUUUUUUCAGCGACUCCAACACACUUUACGGCCCCGCUGGUUCACAACCAGUCGAACGAACUUUGUUGGACGAGCGCUCGAUCGAGGAUGCGCAUUCCGAAGUGAACAAACAUAAGCAUCUCUCAAAGCUCGAGAUUGCCAAGCAACGAGAGUGGCUAGAAGAAUUGUCCAAAAAAUUGGAGGAGUCGCAUCAUAAGUCGAAGAAACAUCUGCAUCAGGAGACGAAUGAGGCCGAGAAACGGAUCGACGAGGAGUCAGAAGAGGACAAAGCCCACAAGGAGCGAAAUAAGGAGCUGUCAAGGGACGAGAUUGAAGUUCUGGGCGAUCUUUGCCACCGAUACAUCAAGAAAAGUCAUACGGAGAAGAAGUCGCACGAAGAGGAUGAUGAGUAUUCUCGAACAGAGUUGAAACAAGAGGAGAAUAGAAGGAAACACGUCCUCGACGACUUGAAAUUGGCAAACGAGGAUCACAGGAGAGCCGAAGAGGAGAGAAAAUUGCAGGAGACCGUUGACAAGGUCGAGAAGAAGCGGGACGAAGACGACUUUAAACAGAAACUCACCGACGACCAUCACGAUGAGCAUCACACGAUAAAAGAAGUGAAUCGUCCGUACAAAAACGCCGCGCGCUACGAUUUACCGUUCCUAGGUCCUGAUGAAAAUUCUGUAGAUCCCGGAAAAAGACUCGGGAGCUUAGACGAAGCCACAGCUCAACCGUAUUUAUUGCGUCGCGUGUCAACAAACCCUCAACCUUACGCAGGCGAGAUACGAACACAUGGAAUGCCUAGAAAAGGUGGGCAGAUAAAUCAACGGCAUAGACACAUCUUGGACCCUAAACAGGACGAGUUACUUACUCCAAGUGAGGCAACACAUCCCGAGGUGAACAAAAUCAACAAGCCACUAAGAGAUCGUCAUGAUCCUAGAGUCGUGGAGCGCCGUGACCCUAGACAUCAUGAUCUUAGAGUAGCAAGUAUGGAUUAUGUUAAUCUGAAACCUGAAGACCCCAAACAUUACAGUAGAAAACCAUCGUAUAAGUCUAUUUCGUCGGAACGCACAACAAGCCAUGAAUAUGAUGAUUUUGCAGUAAAACCACAUUCAAACCGCAAAAUUCAUCAUGACAGUCCAAAAAUUUAUCAGUCUUCUCCAAGCCAGCAAAAUUAUGAGGCAGCUCCUGGUUAUAGGGCUCGUAUACAUCAAGGAGACGCUUAUGGAAGACCACAACAUGUCACUCCAAAUUUAAGGGCUCCUCAAGGACAGACUCAACGUUCUACGGUCGUACAGCGGCCGGAACAGGAAUAUAAUGGCUAUUCGGCAAAUCAGUCUCCAUUCAAAGAGAUUUUGGAUAGUAGAGGUAAAAUCACAAGGCCUCCCGCGCGUCACAGCAACCAUCAGCCGAAAAUAUCUGAUCCACGAGUGAAAGCCACAAAGAUCAUCACGAAUCCCGAGCCAACGGCGGACAAGAAGAGUCAAUUUAGAUCUCUAAAUGUGAAGCGAGUUUUGCCUACGACGGAACGGCCAGACAAAAUAAGCCCUGGUCGGUCGGCUGGCAAGACUUUGAAAGCAGAUCCACGAAUUCACAAAGAUAUUAUACCUAGCCAAGAUUUUCCAGCCUCCAUAACAGACCGUUCAGUUCGUCCAGAAUUGCCAAGAGAGCAUCAAUUAAACCUGGUCAAUGGUCUUGAUCACACAGAACCGUAUCCUACUGCGCAGCACGUGAAACAAUCGCGGAAACCAGCUCAACGACGGCCGCCACACAAGCUGCAGCGUCCAAAAGAAAAAGAUACAGAGGACGUUUUCCCAAGCAAAUCGGAUAAAGGGAUAUCACAACCAAGAGCACAUCAAAGCCGCGUCGAGUAUCCAACAACGGAUCGAAAUGCAACGAAACGCCGGACAAAGAACCCACAGUUCUAUUCAAACGAGCACCGAGACCCGAGAGUUCAUGAGUACAGAAUAAACACCUCCGAGAAAACCCGACAUCAUCCACAGAAUGCGAGCCAGCCUUCGCCGAGCUUCAGCUUCAAGCAUGAUCCACGCGUAAAAACAUUUGAGAAACCAAUUAUGGAAGGGAAUACCGGAGAUUUGACAGGCACAACAGCUGGAAUCCACUCCCACCAUGCUAGCGAACGUCCACAGACUCUACUAAAUGCAGAGUCCAAGCAUGCCAGCCAACGUCCAAAGACUCUAAAUAUAGCGCCCAACCAUAACAAACGUCCAGCCAGUCUAUAUAGACGACCAAAGAUUGUCGCUGAUGACUUCCGCAUUUCUCAAUCAAAGCCGGCAGCAAACUCAGACAACAGGUUCAACCCAAGACCACCUAGUUUCAUUGAAAAAGAAACAAACACUUAUUCACCGGCUUUUAAGAACAAGGAGAACGAAAAAUCUCAUAAGUACCCUGGCCAGGGCCAUUCGGGAAAUAAAAAACCUGCGGUGAGUACUCCAGAAGACUACUAUUUUGGCUACUCAUCACCGCAGACUCCAGUUGAACUGCCACAUCACAAGAACGCCGGUCAUGGCGAUCCCUGGAAUACCGGGUAUUCGACAGUCCCGCUUACCGGACACACUGUGCAGCAAUUCGGAAAUACUGAAGGAAAUAAUGAAGCUGGCAGAAUUCAAAAGCUUCAACGUGAGUCUAUGCGUUAUAAACGACUUUACAAUAAAAUUUUAGCAUCUCAAACCGGUCAAGUUCAUCAGCAUGAGAAAGAUGAGGAAUUGUCACCAAAAUUAUAUACGUUACCAAACUUACUACAACAAAAGGCACCGACCACAGUACCAUUAAGCCAGUUGAACAUGGAGAAAACAGAAAAUACGAAGGCCCCGAAAUAUUUUGUUCGCCCGACGGCGAGUGAUGACCAAAGUACUGUGCUCGAAUCCCCGAGACAAAGGCCUGUGAAUGCAGCGGAACCAAAGCUCAGGUUCCGCGAGCUAGAAACUAGACCGAUACACAGAUCAAGACCGGCUGAAGUGAGGAGCGCUUCUGCUAUAAGCGAGAAGGAAUCAUCACUUCGUAUACCGAAAAAACAUGACCAAAGAAUAGAUGCUGGCAAGCCGAGCCACAAGAAAAUCGGACUGGAGGCGCGAGAUUCCCUCAAGCCCAAUCCUUUUACCGAAAUUUAUCAAAAUAUACCGACUACGAAAGAACAUGACCGUAUACUGACUACACCCAGAGAACAUUACCGUAUACCGACUAUAUCCAAAGAACAUGACCAAAGAAUAAAAAGUCGAAAGCCCAGCGACAGAAGAAUCGGACUGGAGGCGGGACAUUCCUUGAAACCCAAUCCUUAUACCAAAAUUGAUCGAAAUAGUCAUCAAGACCAGUUCAAAAAUGGAAAUCCAUCAAUUCAUCAACAAAGCAAGCCAACGAUUGGAGUAAUUCACCAUCAAAAAAAGCCAAAAAUCGAAGUGGUGGGUUCAGAGCAACACCAACCGCUCCACGGUCAUCUGACUGCAGACAGCGAAGAAGAAAGUCCCUUGAUUUAUCAUCCUUCAGUCCGAUUACCAAAUGGAAAACACCGAACUGACACUCGGCCACAAAAAGCACAGAGCGCUUCUGUUCAGCACUCUGCAUUGGACGUUCAGCCGCGCUCAUAUCAACAACAAUACAUCAAGCAUGACGCAGAUAUCGGUGAAGGGUCGAUUCCGGCCAGAAAACUUGCAACAAGGCAACACGUUAAACCCCAGGACGACGAUAUAUUUACUCUUGAGAAUUACAAUCACCCAUCAGCUGCAAAUCAACCGGAACAGCAGCAAGGAGACGGUUAUGGAAGACAACAGUAUAUCACUCCAAACGUAAGGGCUGCAAAAGGACAUAAUCAACAUUCGAACGUAGUACAGCACCCGGAAACCGAUUAUAAUGGCUAUUCGGCUUAUCAAGCACCAGUCAAGGUGGUUCUGGAUCGUAAGCCUGAAAUCGUUGCACCUCCACAGCAAAGUAAAAUUGUGGCGCAACAGACCAAUGACUUUGAUUAUCCGCCCUAUCAGACCCCAGUUUCAACAUCACAACCACAUGGACGGAGCCCACUCGCAUGGUCAAACAAAGGUGCUUAUGUACGGCGUCCAGACCACUGGACCUACGGUCGGCCGUAUGAAAGUCCGCUUGAAGGUCAGCGAUUCGAACACCGCAAGCCAAGAGUUAUUGGUGGCGGAUAUCAACAAGUAAAAACUGCAGUGAGUGCACCAAACAACGGUUAUUUUGGCUACUCAUCGCCGCAGACUGCAGUUGAAGUGCCACGUCAGAGAAACGCCGGUCAGGGCGAUUCGUGGAAUACCGGGUAUUCGACAGUCCCGCUUGCCGGACACACUGUGCAGCAAUUCGGAAAUAGUGGAGGAAAUAAUGAAAAUGGCAUAGCUCAGAAGCUUCAACGUGAGUCUAGAAGUACUAUAUAUUAGGCUGUCGGGGAAAUAAUGAGCAUUCAUUCGCAGCAAAAAUCGCAUGACCGAUGGAAAAAUUAAUUUUUCACAAGGAAAGUACUUUUAUGGGGGCUCCUACUUUUUGACGGGACAUGUCUCAAAAAAUCAGAAAAAAAAUGCUGAUCAAGGAUAUAUAAAUCUUAGCUGCCCAUUUUAGGUUUUUAGGGAUGAAAAUGCCGAAAAACUGGCUUAAUUUCCCUACAAAAGGUGCAGGCAUUCGAAACGAUAAAAAGCGCAGUCGGUCCCUUCCUUCGGAAGAGAGCGGUGUGGCCGAGUGGCUAGUGCCGUAGUUUGGGAAUCUAGAGGGAGGACGCCGCACGGGUUCGGUUUCCCCUUUGGGCUGAAUCAACUUUUUUGAAGUUGAAGGUCGGAAAAAUAAAUUUUUGGGCCAAGAAUGAUUUAUUACGUCUUAGAAACUCAAUAAACAUCAUUUUAAGCCAAAAUAAAAAUUGUAAACCUGUGAAAAAUUAAGCGAAAAGGGGUUCAUAAGGGCUUUAGGUCAACUUCCGAUUGAGUUUUCGCCCCUAAAAACCUAAAAUGGGCAGCUAAGAUUUAUAUAUCCUUGAUCAGCACAUUUUUUCUGAUUUUUUGAGACAUGUCCCGUCAAAAAGUAGGAGCCCCCAUAAAAGUACUUUCCUUGGCAAAUUAGUGUUUAGUUUUCACUUCAGCGACGGGAUUGCCGCAACGACAUUGCGCUCAUUAUUUUUCCGACAGAAUAGUUUAAAAAAACGAACAAACUUUCUGGACGACCUAAUAUCUUUACCAUCCAAUUUCUAGCCUCGCCAACUGGCCAACCAACAUCCUACGUUCAAGCAGAUCCGUCCUUGACACCAAUUGAAAAUCUGGAAUCCGGGAGAAUUAUUGUGCCGCUGGAGAUGACCGAAAAAUUCCCGUACGACGUUUACGGUUUGCCGAAACCUCCGCCAAAGCCGAAGGGAAGAAAGAAAGGCAAAUGGCUGUUUGUUCCAGAAUAA